This is a messenger RNA of Nestor notabilis (Kea), 835 nucleotides long. It is a transcript of the gene GPN3, whose product is annotated as GPN-loop GTPase 3. NCBI's taxonomy places the organism in Eukaryota, Metazoa, Chordata, Aves, Psittaciformes, Psittacidae. The record is from RefSeq and is a predicted model, not a curated record. The transcript has 6 exons. The annotation marks the transcript as partial. Gene Ontology annotation, molecular function: GTPase activity.
CUACGGUUCGGUCCCAACGGCGGCCUCGUGUUCUGCAUGGAAUACUUCGCCAAUAACUUCAGCUGGCUGGAGGAAAGCCUCGGGCAUGUGGAGGAUGACUACGUGCUGUUUGACUGCCCAGGUCAGAUCGAGCUCUACACACAUCUGCCGGUGAUGAAACAGCUGGUGGAGCAGCUCCAGCAGUGGGAAUUCCGUGUCUGUGGAGUUUUCCUGGUGGAUUCUCAGUUUAUGGUGGAAUCCUUUAAGUUUAUCUCUGGAAUUCUGGCAGCUCUCAGUGCAAUGAUAUCUUUAGAGAUUCCACAGAUUAACAUUAUGACCAAAAUGGAUUUGCUGAGCAAGAAAGCCAAGAAGGAAAUAGAAAAGUACUUGGAUCCAGAUAUGUAUUCUAUGAUUGAAGAUUCUACAAAUAUAUUGAAAAGCAAAAAGUUUAAAAAGCUGACUAAAUCCAUAUGUGGAUUGAUUGAUGACUAUGGUAUGGUUCGAUUUCUCCCUUUUGAUCGCUCUGAUGAGGAAAGCAUUAACAUAGUCCUGCAACACAUAGACUUUACCAUUCAGUAUGGAGAAGAUCUUGAAUUUAAAGAACCAAAGGAAUGUGAAGAAGAUAAAUCUGCCCUUGUGGAUGAAUACUUUCAAGAUCAUGUGGAUGAGUGAAAAAUGGAUGGUCAAAUAUGGGAGGAGAAAAUACCUGUAUUGGGAUAUUUGGGUUUGUGUUAAAAAAUGAAAAAAACCACUCCUACACAAACAUACUCAAUGUUUUAUCUGUAAGAUAACUAAUAUUUAUAAUAAAGUGAGCUAUAUCAUCUUGUAACUAUUUUAAUAAACAAUUUUUAUUCUG